Molecule: messenger RNA, 3376 nt
Organism: Halichondria panicea
Lineage: Eukaryota; Metazoa; Porifera; Demospongiae; Suberitida; Halichondriidae
Product: sushi, von Willebrand factor type A, EGF and pentraxin domain-containing protein 1-like
Exons: 16
Coding region: 114-2738 (874 amino acids)
Source: RefSeq, a predicted model, not a curated record
ACUGUGAACGACAAUUAAUUUUUAAUAACCAUAGUGCGUGGCUGCAUGGUCAAUACUCCGAUAUUUUUUAGUUGGUACUUUUUUAACAAGAUCUCAAGUGAAGGAACUGCUGCAUGGAUCGAGCCAGAAUAUUAUUCAUAUUUUUUCUCUGCAUUGUUGAAGUUUUAGGGCCUUCUCCAUUCGACUGCUCAAUGCCACCUACUGUUCAAAAUGGCUACGUCUCUUCAAGUUCGUCCACUUCAACAACGUACAGCUGUAACACAGGGUACCAACUGUCUGGAUCCGCCACAGCAAUUUGUGAAUAUGAUGAUUAUGAUGGUGCAUUGUGGACCUCGGUACCUACAUGUAUAGCAGCUACGAAUUGUAACUCCCCACCACCUAUUUCUGAUGGAUCCUCUGGAACACCAACAAGGACAACUUACGGAGGAACAGUGAUCUACAGCUGUAAUAUUGGUUAUGUACUGUCAGGAUCAGCUACAGUGAGAUGUCUGGCUAGUGGAAGUUGGAGUACCAGACCAACUUGCACAUCUGUUCCCUGUGGUGAUCCUCCGGCCAUUCCCAAUGGGUCCAGGACUUUUACUGGUACAACAUUUGGAGAUACGGCCACCUACUCCUGUAACACUGGGUACCAACGGUUAGGACCAUCCACAGUGACCUGUCAAGCUAGUGGAACUUGGAGUGAUAGACCAACAUGCUUAGCCAUUUGUGGAUCCCCUCCUUCUAUCUCAAAUGGAUCUCCUGGCACACCCACUGGUAUCAUACAAGGAGGGACUGUGAUGUACAGUUGUAACUCUGGGUAUCAACGGUUGGGAUCAGCUACUGUUGUCUGUCAAGAUAGCGGAAAUUGGAGCCCGAGGCCAAAUUGUUCAGCUAUUUGUGGCUCCCCACCAUCAAUUUCCAACGGUUCACCUGGUACACCAACAAGCACAGUAGCAGGAGGAUCAGUGAUAUACACCUGUAACAAUGGCUACCAACUGUCCGGAUCACCCCUAGUGACCUGUCAGGCUAGUGGAAGUUGGACUGCAAGACCAAGUUGCUCACCUAUCCCCUGUGGUGAUCCUCCGACCAUUCCCAAUGGGUCCAGGACUUUUACUGGAACAACAUUUGGGGAUACGGCCACCUACACCUGUAAUACUGGGUACCAACGACUAGGACCAUCCACAGUGACCUGUCAGGCUAGUGGAACUUGGAGUACUACACCAACAUGCUUAGCCAUUUGUGGAUCCCCUCCUUCUAUCUCAAAUGGAUCUCCUGGCACACCCACUAGUAUCAUACAAGGAGGGACUGUGGCGUACAGCUGUAACACUGGGUAUCAACUAUUGGGAUCAGCUACUGUGGUCUGUCAAGAUAGCGGAAAUUGGAGCCCGAGGCCAAAUUGUUUAGCUAUUUGUGGCUCCCCACCACCAAUUUCCAACGGGUCACCUGGUAUGCCAACAAGCACAGUAGCAGGAGGAACAGUGACAUACAUCUGUAACAAUGGCUACCAACUUUCAGGAUCAGCUACAGUGACUUGUCAGGCUAGUGGGAGUUGGACUGCAAGACCAAGUUGCUCACCUGAUCAGCCGGGCUCUUGUAACGAUCCUCCGACCAUUCCCAAUGGGUCCAGGAUUUUCACUGGCACCACAUUUGGAGAUACGGCCAUCUACACCUGUAACAUUGGGUACCAACUGUCAGGAGCAGCUACAAUGAUCUGUCAGGCUAGUGGAAGCUGGAGUACUGCACCAACUUGCACACCUGUCCCCUGUGGUAGCCCUCCGACCAUUCCUAAUGGGUCCAGGACCUUCACUGGUACGAUAUUUGGGGAUACGGCCACAUACACCUGUAACACUGGAUAUCAACGUUCAGGAGCAGUUACAGUGACCUGUCAGGCUAGUGGAAGUUGGAGUACUGCACCAACUUGCCCACCUAUCCCCUGUGGUGACCCUCCUACCAUUCCCAAUGGGUCCAGAACUUUCACUGAUACAACAAUUGGGGAGACGGCCACCUACAUCUGUGACGAUGGCUAUCAACGUUCAGGAUCAGCUGCAGUAAUGUGCCAGGCUAGCGGAAGUUGGAGUAUAAUACCAAGCUGUAAUGUAGCUCCUCAGCCUGGCUCUUGUGACAACCCUCCGACCAUUCCUAAUGGAUUCAGGACUUUCGUUGGUACAUCAUUUGGAGAGUCGGCAUUUUACACCUGUAACAGUGGAUAUCAACGUUCAGGAUCAGCUACAGUGACCUGUCAGGCUAGUGGAAGUUGGAGUACUAGACCAACUUGUAAAGCAAUUUGUCCUCCUCUCACUCUUGUGAAUGGAGCAGUUGCUUACCUUCCAAGCAGUUUCAUCAUACUAGAAGGAACAGUAGCUCAACACAGCUGUAACACUGGCUACCGUCUCUCUGGAAACGGUACGAGACUCUGCAGCAAUAAUAAUGGCACUGCUGGUGUUUGGAGUUUGCCAAAUUUAUCAUGUAGAGGUAUCAUAAUUCAACUCCGUUUUGGUGAUGUACGUGAUUGCAGUCAGUACACUGCCUCUGAAAUGGUUCAGAAAACUGAUGACAUCACUACCACACUUGUGCAAGGUGUCAUUGCUUCUUGUAAUUGUCGUUUAAACUCAACUUUCUUGUUUAACGCGUUUCUGAAAUGCUUUGCCGAUUCUCCACAACAUGUGACAUACAGGGCAACAUUGUUGAGCUCAAGUGAUCUGUCCACAUCAAAAGUGCUUGAGUAUAUAGAGAAUGGAUUCAUUCCACUCCAAGCGUGAUUAUUCAGAACCUUAAUCUCAACCUUAAUGCAACUUGUCCAACAGUUAUUGCUGACUUCAAUAGCUUGGAAUGCCCAGUACAAGUCCCUGUGACCGUUUUGGAUAACAUUGCUGUUAUUACAAGCUCUGUAAUGGCUAUUGUUAUUUUUAUAUUCGUUCUGUUUGUUGUUUUUGUUCUCAUCAAGAGACGUCGAAGCAAAACUGCCAAUAACCGGGACUCUUUAGAAACGACAAGCAGUAACAGAAAUCUGAACACUACCGAAACAAAAAUGAUCAAUUUCCCAACCAUCCCUCGCCCCCAUGUGGGUAUCCCCUCACUCUCUACGGAGUAUGAAGUGCCUGAGGCAACAGCAUACCCAGAGUAUGAUGAGGUAGGACCUCCUGUGGUGAAGGGUGGCAAGAAUCAGUACAGCUUUGACGUGGACCCUUGUCCUGCGUACGGACAAACGACUUUGAAGAAAAGAUCACCUUGACCUCAACUAAAAUGGAAUAAUUAUUGUUUUGUUGGACUAUAUUAUGCUUGACAAUGUAUUAACAUUUAUAUAUAGCACUUACAGUGCCAUGACUGUAAUGUAGAUUAAUUAGUGCACUUAUUUUUAUUGUGUGAAAUGCUGUCAGUAUGUACUUUGAUAAUACGU